CGAGGGCGGGCUCAAGCAGCUGAAGCGGCGGCGGCGGCGGCGGCGGCCAGAGGGGCGGGAGCUGAGGCGGGAGCGGACGGGCUGGUGGGCGAGCGAGCGGCGGCGGAAUGGUGGACUACCACGCGGCGAACCAGUCGUACCAGUACGGCCCCAGCAGCGCGGGCAAUGGCGCCGGCGGCGGGGGGAGCAUGGGCGACUACAUGGCCCAGGAGGACGACUGGGACCGGGACCUGCUGCUGGACCCGGCCUGGGAGAAGCAGCAGCGCAAGACCUUCACCGCCUGGUGCAACUCCCACCUGCGGAAGGCGGGCACGCAGAUCGAGAACAUCGACGAGGAUUUCCGCGAUGGCCUGAAGCUCAUGCUCCUCCUGGAGGUCAUCUCGGGGGAGCGGCUGCCUAAGCCGGAGCGGGGCAAGAUGCGGGUGCACAAGAUCAACAACGUGAACAAAGCGCUGGACUUCAUCGCCAGUAAAGGCGUCAAGCUGGUCUCCAUCGGCGCGGAAGAGAUCGUGGACGGCAACGCCAAGAUGACACUGGGCAUGAUCUGGACCAUCAUUCUCAGGUUCGCCAUCCAGGACAUCUCGGUGGAAGAGACCUCCGCCAAGGAAGGGCUUCUCCUGUGGUGUCAGAGGAAGACGGCGCCGUAUAAGAACGUCAAUGUCCAGAACUUCCACAUCAGCUGGAAGGACGGCCUUGCCUUCAACGCCCUGAUCCACCGGCAUAGACCCGAGCUGAUCGAGUACGACAAGCUGCGGAAGGAUGACCCCGUGACCAACCUGAACAAUGCCUUUGAAGUGGCUGAGAAGUACCUGGACAUCCCCAAGAUGUUGGAUGCGGAGGACAUUGUGAACACGGCGCGGCCCGACGAGAAGGCCAUAAUGACCUAUGUGUCCAGCUUCUACCAUGCCUUCUCGGGAGCGCAGAAGGCGGAGACGGCAGCCAACCGCAUCUGCAAGGUGCUGGCGGUCAACCAGGAGAACGAGCACCUGAUGGAGGACUACGAGCGCCUGGCCAGUGACCUCCUGGAGUGGAUCCGCCGCACCAUCCCCUGGCUGGAGGACCGCGUGCCCCAGAAGACCAUCCAGGAGAUGCAGCAGAAGCUGGAGGACUUCCGCGACUACCGGCGCGUGCACAAGCCCCCGAAGGUGCAGGAGAAGUGCCAGCUGGAGAUCAACUUCAACACGCUGCAGACCAAGCUGCGACUCAGCAACCGGCCCGCCUUCAUGCCUUCCGAGGGCAGGAUGGUCUCGGACAUUAACAACGGCUGGCAGCACCUGGAGCAGGCCGAGAAGGGCUACGAGGAGUGGCUGCUCAACGAGAUCCGCAGGCUCGAGCGCCUCGACCACCUGGCUGAGAAGUUCCGCCAGAAGGCGUCCAUCCACGAGGCUUGGACGGAGGGCAAGGAGGCCAUGCUGAAGCAGCGGGACUACGAGACAGCCACGCUGUCGGACAUCAAGGCCCUCAUCCGCAAGCACGAGGCCUUCGAGAGCGACCUGGCCGCGCACCAGGACCGCGUGGAGCAGAUCGCGGCCAUCGCCCAGGAGCUCAACGAGCUGGAUUACUAUGAUUCACACAAUGUGAACACCCGGUGUCAGAAGAUCUGCGACCAGUGGGACACGCUGGGCUCCCUGACCCACAGCCGCAGAGAAGCCCUGGAGAAAACCGAGAAGCAACUGGAGACCAUCGACCAGCUGCACCUGGAGUACGCCAAGCGGGCGGCGCCCUUCAACAACUGGAUGGAGAGCGCCAUGGAGGACCUGCAGGACAUGUUCAUCGUGCACACCAUCGAGGAGAUCGAGGGCCUCAUCUCCGCACACGACCAGUUCAAGUGCACGCUGCCCGAUGCUGACCGCGAGCGGGAGGCCAUCCUGGCCAUCCACAAGGAGGCGCAGAGGAUCGCCGAGAGCAACCACAUCAAGCUGUCGGGCAGCAACCCCUACACCACCGUCACCCCGCAGAUCAUCAACUCCAAGUGGGAGAAGGUGCAGCAGCUGGUGCCCAAGCGGGACCACGCGCUCCUGGAGGAGCAGAGGAAGCAGCAGUCCAAUGAGCACCUGCGCCGCCAGUUCGCCAGCCAGGCCAACAUCGUGGGGCCAUGGAUCCAGACCAAGAUGGAGGAAAUUGGGCGCAUCUCCAUCGAGAUGAACGGGACCCUGGAGGACCAGCUGAGCCACCUGAAGCAGUACGAGGGCAGCAUCGUGGACUACAAGCCCAACCUCGAUGUGCUCGAGCAGCAGCACCAGCUCAUCCAGGAGGCCCUCAUCUUCGACAACAAGCACACCAACUACACCAUGGAGCACAUCCGCGUGGGCUGGGAGCAGCUGCUUACCACCAUCGCCCGCACCAUCAACGAGGUGGAGAACCAGAUCCUUACCCGGGACGCCAAGGGCAUCAGCCAGGAGCAGAUGCAGGAGUUCCGCGCCUCCUUCAACCACUUCGACAAGGACCACGGCGGGGCGCUGGGGCCCGAGGAGUUUAAGGCCUGCCUCAUCAGCCUGGGCUACGACGUGGAGAACGACCGCCAGAAGCAGACGGGCAGCAUGGACUCGGACGACUUCAGGGCUCUGCUUAUCUCUACAGGAUACAGCCUGGGAGAUGCUGAGUUCAACCGCAUCAUGAGCGUGGUGGACCCCAACCACAGCGGGCUGGUCACCUUCCAAGCCUUCAUCGACUUCAUGUCCAGGGAGACCACGGACACCGACACAGCCGACCAGGUCAUCGCCUCCUUCAAGGUCCUGGCGGGCGACAAGAACUUCAUCACGGCGGAGGAGCUGCGGCGAGAGCUGCCCCCGGACCAGGCGGAGUACUGCAUCGCCCGCAUGGCGCCGUACCAGGGCCCCGACGCCGCGCCCGGCGCCCUGGACUACAAGUCCUUCUCCACAGCGCUGUACGGGGAGAGUGACCUGUGAGGGCCCCGAGCCCUGCACCCGGCCUCCCUGGUCCCCGUAUCUAUGCAAAGUCCCUGCUGCGGGGGGGCAGGGGGCACAGGGAGGGGCUGGGGCCGGCUCUCUCCUCUCCCGCCUCAGCGCCCGGAGUCAGCGGGGCGAGUGGAAAUCCACGUCCUUCCUCACUCUGGAAGGGGGGUCGCGCCCCAGUGGCGCGCGCAGGUCCCCUCCGAGCCCUGAGAAUAGCCCCCCCACACACACACACACACCCUGUCCCGCCUUCCACCUCCCUGAGGACCCUCCAAGGCCUCCCCCACCCAGGCCAAAGCCCUACGUGCCUUGUGCAGGGACCAGGAACUUCCCAGCUGCAUGGGUCCAGCAGAGGGUGCCCCAGGCAGGCACCCCAAGCACGGGCCCGCCCUCUUUGGGGGGUGGUGGGGCCCCUCUGGGUCCUUCUCUGGAGCAGAGGCGUAGUGGGACCAAACCUGCCUUGUGCCCCAGCCCCGCGCCACCAGCCCGCACCUCGCUUUUGUCUGGACCUGCGCAGCACUCAGAUUCUCCAGGGACCAAAAAAAACAAAAAAAAAAGAACAAAAAAAAACCACAAAAAACAAAACCAAUAAAACAAAAAAAAUCCACAAAAAUUUUAAAAUAGAAAAAGCUAUAAAAACACACAAGGACAAACUUGCAGAAGAUUACUAUUUACUUUAUUAACGUACGAAUUUAUUAUAUAAAUAUAUAUUCACCCAGCGCAUUCUGCCACCUCCCUCUCCUAAUGACGAUGUAGCUGAUCGACUGCCCUCCCACCCCUGUCUCCCUGUUCUCUGUCGUAGGGCUCGGGUCUGGGGACCCCUGAGGUGCGGAGGGGGGCUGCUGGCCUGGCUGCCUACUAGUUGACAGCUUUCCCCCGCCCCCCUCCUUUUUGAGUUUAUUCUGAUUCCCCCCUUCCCCUUGGUUUCUGGAUAAACCAUCUGAGAACAAUAAACAUGCAUAUUUUUAAGGA
Sorex araneus (European shrew) is the source of this 3887-nucleotide messenger RNA. RefSeq names its product actinin alpha 4 (gene ACTN4). Gene Ontology annotation, molecular function: actin filament binding; calcium ion binding. The transcript is spliced from 22 exons. Gene Ontology annotation, biological process: actin cytoskeleton organization; muscle cell development. Gene Ontology annotation, cellular component: cell junction; Z disc; cell projection. Lineage: Eukaryota; Metazoa; Chordata; Mammalia; Eulipotyphla; Soricidae. The record is from RefSeq and is a predicted model, not a curated record. Bases 108 to 2909 code for a protein of 933 amino acids.